Sporisorium graminicola is the source of this 1362-nucleotide messenger RNA. RefSeq lists its product as uncharacterized. The transcript has a single exon. The record is from RefSeq and is a predicted model, not a curated record. The coding region runs from base 1 to 1362 and encodes 453 amino acids. Gene Ontology annotation, molecular function: aspartic-type endopeptidase activity. Gene Ontology annotation, biological process: proteolysis. NCBI's taxonomy places the organism in Eukaryota, Fungi, Basidiomycota, Ustilaginomycetes, Ustilaginales, Ustilaginaceae.
AUGAAGCUCACCGGCGCCACCUUGGUCUCUUCAGGCCUGCUCGCCGCUUCGGCCGCUUCCACUGCCAUGGCAGCUCCUGCUCCACCAAUGUCCUCGUCCAGCUCUCCGGUUCACAUCCCCAUCCAGAAGCGAUCCCCAGCAGUCAAGCGUUCAGGCAACGACUUGCUCAACUGGGCCUACGACCAAAAGGCCAUCCUGCAAUCCAAGUACAAGCUCGCUUCCACGCAACACCAGCGUCGUGCAGGCAGUACCCCGCUCACCAACGUUCAGUACGAUUCGUCCUGGGUAGCCCCGCUCUACGGCGGCACCCCGUCCAAGCAGUACGAGGUGGUGCUCGACACAGGUUCCGCCGAUCUGUGGAUCUCUUCGCAGUACUACUCUCCCUCUUCCAGCAGCACCUUCCAGAACUACACCACGCCAUUCGACAUCCAGUACGGUUCGGGCGAGGUGGCGGGCUACGACGCCACCGAUACCUUUACGCUUGCCGGUACCACGGUCAACAAUCUGCACUUUGCUGUCGCGCAGUCCGUCUCGUCUGGCUUGACGAGUGCUGCCAUGGAGGGCAUCAUGGGUAUGGGCUUCCAGCGACUUGCCUCUUCGAGCCAGCCUCCCCUCUGGGUGGCGGCCGGCGUCAACACUUUCUCGUUCUACCUCGAGCGAGCAAGCUUGACCUCGCCCGAUUCGACCCAGGCAGGCGGCAUCUUUACGUUGGGCGGAACCAACUCGAGCCUGUACCAAGGCGACAUUAGCUACAACUCGCUAACUGAAGAGCUCUACUGGAUGGUGCGCCUCGGGGCCGCGGGGACCAAGGGAUCCAAUGUCAACCUCAACGGCCUGACCCGUGCAGCCAUCGACACGGGUACCACGCUCAUCGGCGGACCUGACUCGGUUGUCCAAGCGCUGUACCAACAGAUCCCUAACGCGCGAUCGCAGGGCAACGGAUACUACUCCUUCCCCUGCAGCUCGUCUGUCGACGCCACGCUCACGUUUAACGGCAUUCAGUACACCAUUCCGGACUCAGACUUCAUCGCAGGCACGCUUGACCGCUCGGGCAGCCAAUGCCUCGGCGCCUUUUUCGGGCUGGGCUCGUCGAGUCAGACCGACCUGCAAUGGAUCGUGGGUGACGCAUUCCUCAAGAACGUCUACUCGAUUUUUACGACCAAUGGCAACGGUGGGAACGCUGCUGUAGGCUUUGCAAGCUUGGCUUCUGGUCUCAACUCGGGCACCAACUCGAAGAGCGUCGGUUCUUCCACUACCAGCAGCACCAGCACCAGCCCUGCACCCAGGACAGCAGCAAGCUGGAGCUUGUCUGCCCUGGCGGCAGCUGUAGCCGUGCCUGUGUUCGCCGCUGUCUUUGCCUGA